UCUUUUGAUGCAUAUGAGAAUAAAAUUGCACGCCCAAUUAGGCGGCAAAACACUAGAGAAGGAUAUGAUUAUAUACAAAAGUUUUUCAAAAAUGAUCAUGUUCAUUUUUGGCAAUUUAAUCGUAUGUAUCCUGAAAACACAAACAGAGUUGGAGAACUCACAACAUAUCUGUGGAAGAUGGUUGCUACUUUUUUUAUGACAGUUGGCCAAAAUUCAAGAUAUUGUCAUACGAUAGACACUUUUAAAAGAUCAAAAUUUACAGCAACCACGGAUUUUCAUAAGGUUUUUAAAGCUUUAAGCACGCUUGCGCCAAGUUUGAUGGCCAAGCCUGAUUAUUUAGUAUCUGCUAAAAUCAGUAAAAGCACAAGAUUUUAUCAUUACUUCAAGAUAAUCUAUUAUGAACCGCAAAAACCGAAA
Molecule: messenger RNA, 417 nt
Organism: Thlaspi arvense
Lineage: Eukaryota; Viridiplantae; Streptophyta; Magnoliopsida; Brassicales; Brassicaceae
Source: the annotation of a GenBank genome assembly